UCAGGCUCAAUCUGCGGCCAGCAGCAGCGGUGGUGCUGGUGGGGAGGAGAGCAACAUUUUAUCCACUUCUUUAUUCCCUCCUGUGGUUUUUCUACACUGGGAGAACAAAAGACGGAGAACUGCAUGAUCAGAGGCGCCAACUCCCCUUCAUCUCGACUGCACGCCGGGCUAGCUUGAUGCUCGGUUCAGCCUGCUAGCAGCCUUUGUGGCAGGGCUGUCCAUGCAUCCGUGGAGCCCUUAAAGAAACCCCGGGCUGGGAGAAGCCUCGGCUUUUUUUCUGCCUUGACAGUCUGCGAAAAAUUUUCUCCGAGUUGGCACACAGCAGCAUCCUUGUCAGCCUCAUUGCGCACCCAGAAAGCGGAUUUCCAGAGAGGAGCAUCAUCGCCUGGGCUCGGUUGGUUACACGUCGUCGCCUGUCUGCAACCUCCAGCUUGACAGGACCAAGAAACAAUUGAUGACUAAUUUUCCUUAAGAUAGGCUACAAUGUUGCGCACCACGGCCAACAUGUUGGCAACUGGAUUGCUUUUCUUGGGAUUGUUGCACAGUUUGGAAGUAAUCGCCCCGGGGAGAGCUAUUGAUGCCCCAAAGACCUGCAGCUCAAAGCAGUUUGUGUGUAAAGAUGGGGUGACGUGCAUCUCUAAGGGCUGGCGCUGUGAUCGAGAGAAGGACUGUCCAGACGGCUCAGAUGAAGAGCCUGAUGUUUGUCCACAUAGCACGGUCUCCCGCUGCCCCCCCAAUGAGUACCAGUGUGGAGGAACCGAGCUCUGCAUCCACAUGAGCAAACUGUGCAACGGGGCUCCAGACUGCACCGAUGGCUGGGACGAGGGACCACACUGCAGAGAGUUUGCAUCAAACUGCUCGCACUCGCUUUGGGGUUGUCAGGAAAGCUGUGCGGUGACUCCAGCUGGACCUGCUUGUUACUGUAAGAGCGGUUAUGAGAUCAGUGAAGAUGGAAAGACAUGCAAAGAUUUCGAUGAGUGCAGUGUAUAUGGGACCUGCAGUCAGACCUGUACCAACACUGAAGGCUCCUACACCUGCUCCUGUGUGGAGGGAUACCUGUCCCAACCAGACAACCGCUCCUGCAAGGCCAAGAAUGUGCCAGUAGAGCGGCUACCUGUCCUAUUGAUCGCCAACUCACAGAACAUCCAAGCCACCUCCCUGAGUGGCACCACGGGUCACAGCCUGCUGUCCACCAGCACCAAACAAACCACUGCCAUGGACUUUGUCUACGCACAAGAGACCGUCUGCUGGAUUCAUGUGGGUGACACACCCUCCUCCACGCACCUCAAAUGUGCCAAGAUCCCCAAUCUGAAGAGCUUCACAGAGGAGAGAGUCAUCAACAUCUCACUCAGUCUACACCAUGUGAAGCAGAUGGCCAUUGACUGGCUCACCGGAAACUUCUACUUUGUGGAUGACGUGGACGACAGGAUCUUCGUGUGUGACAAGGACGGGCAGACAUGUGUCACCCUCCUGGACCAGGAGCUGUACAACCCUAAAGGCAUCGCCCUGGAUCCCACCAUGGGGAAGGUUUUCUUCACAGACUACGGUCAGAUCCCAAAGGUGGAGCGCUGUGACAUGGACGGUCAGAACAGAACUAAACUAGUGGACAGUAAGAUCGUUUUCCCACACGGCAUCACUUUGGACCUGGUCAGUAGGCUAGUGUACUGGGCAGAUGCAUAUCUGGACUACAUCGAGGUUGUGGACUAUGAGGGCAAAAACCGGCACACCAUCAUCCAGGGCCUGCUGAUUGAGCAUCUCUAUGGGCUGACUGUGUUCGAAAACUACUUGUAUGCCACCAACUCGGACAAUGCUAACAUGCAGCCUAAAACCAGUGUGAUCAGGGUCAACCGCUUCAACAGCACAGACUAUCAAGUGGUCUCCAGGGUGGAUAAAGGAGGAGCCCUGCACGUCUACCACCAGAGACGCCAGCCGCCAGUGCGUAGCCAUGCCUGUGAGGUGGACCAGUUUGGGAAGGCUGGAGGUUGCUCAGACAUCUGUCUGCUGGGAAACAGCCACAAGACUCGAACCUGCCGCUGUCGCUCUGGAUUCAGCUUGGGCAGCGAUGGCAAGUCCUGCAAAAAGCCCGAACACGAACUCUUCCUGGUGUAUGGUAAAGGUCGCCCGGGGGUCAUCAGGGGAAUGGAUUUGAAUGCCAAGGUGCCAGAUGAAUACAUGAUCCCCAUUGAGAAUUUGAUGAACCCCAGAGCUCUGGACUUUCAUGCUGAGAGCGAGUUUAUUUACUUUGCUGAUGCCACCAGCUACAUUAUCGGCCGACAGAAGAUUGAUGGAACAGAGAGGGAUACCAUAGUGAAGGAAGGAAUACACACCGUAGAGGGCAUAGCCGUAGACUGGAUGGCCGACAAUUUAUACUGGACUGAUGACGGCCCCAAGAAAACCAUCAGCGUGGCUCGACUGGAAAAGGCUUCACAGACCCGUAAAACUCUCAUUGAGGGGAAAAUGACUCACCCUCGUGCCAUCGUUGUGGAUCCUGUGAACGGGUGGAUGUACUGGACGGACUGGGAGGAAGACCCUAAGGAGAGUAAAAGGGGCAAAAUCGAGCGGGCUUGGAUGGAUGGCUCAAACAGAAACAUCUUCUUGACCAGUAAAACGGUGCUGUGGCCCAAUGGUCUGAGUCUUGAUAUCCCACAGGGAAUCCUCUACUGGGUGGACGCUUACUAUGACCGCAUUGAGAUGGUCUACCUCAACAGCUCAGAGCGCAAGACUGUGUACGAGGGUCAGGAGCUGAACCACGCCUUUGGACUCUGCCACUAUAAACACUUCUUGUUCUGGAACGAGUAUCGUAGCGGCAGCAUUUACAAGCUGGACACUACCACUGGCACCGCCACUCUGCUACGCAAUGAGAGACCACCCAUCUUUGAAAUCCGCAUGUAUGACCCACAACAGCAACAAGGCUCGAAUGCAUGUCGUGUGUACAACGGAGGCUGCAGCAGUCUGUGCCUGGCCAUACCGGGAGGACGACAGUGCGCCUGUGCAGAAGACCAAAUACUAGACCCGGCAGACAACACCAGCUGCAAAGCCAACCCAUCCUAUGUGCCCCCUCCUCAAUGUCAGCCUGGGGAGUUUGCUUGCAAGAACAACCGCUGCAUCCAGGAACGCUGGAAGUGCGAUGGAGACAAUGACUGUCUGGACAACAGCGACGAGGCUCCUGAGCUGUGCCACCAGCACACCUGUCCCACGGACAGAUUUAAGUGCAAGAAUAACCGCUGCAUCCCCCUGCGCUGGCUGUGUGAUGGGGACAAUGACUGUGGGAAUGAUGAGGAUGAAUCAAACACCACCUGUUCAGCUCGUACCUGCCCGCCUAAUCAGUACUCGUGCGCUAGUGGGCGAUGCAUCCCUAUUUCCUGGACGUGUGACCUUGAUGAUGACUGCGGGGAUCGCUCUGAUGAACCAGCCUCCUGCGCGUAUCCCACGUGUUUCCCCCUCACCCAAUUCACCUGCAACAACGGCCGCUGUAUCAACAUAAACUGGCGAUGUGAUAAUGAUAACGACUGUGGGGACAACAGUGAUGAGGCAGGCUGUAGUCACUCAUGCUCCAGCGCUCAAUUUAAAUGUAACAGCGGCCGCUGUAUACCGGAUUACUGGACCUGUGAUGGAGAUAAUGACUGUGGGGACUACAGCGAUGAGACCCACGCUAACUGCACCAAUCAGGCCACCCGUCCCCCUGGAGGCUGUCACACAGAUGAAUUUCAGUGUCGAAUGGACGGCCUGUGCAUCCCUCUGCGCUGGCGCUGUGACGGGGACACUGACUGCAUGGACCUGAGUGAUGAGAAGAACUGUGAGGGCGUGACGCACAUGUGCGAUCCAGCCGUCAAGUUCGGCUGCAGGGACUCAGCUCGCUGCAUCAGCAAAGCCUGGGUUUGCGACGGCGACAGUGACUGUGAGGAUAACUCUGAUGAGGACAACUGUGAGGCGCUGGUGUGUAAGCUGUCCCACCAUGUUUGUGCCAAUGAUUCCACCAUCUGCCUGCCUGCAGAGAAACUUUGCGAUGGCACUGAUGACUGCCCAGAUGGCUCCGAUGAGAAACUCUGUGACCUGUGCUCACUGGACAAUGGUGACUGCAGCCAUAACUGCACAGUGGCCCCUGGUGAGGGGGUGAUCUGUUCUUGUCCACUGGGCAUGGAGUUAGGUGCUGACAACAAGACCUGUCAGAUCCAGAGCUUCUGCGCAAAACACCUGAAAUGCAGUCAGCGCUGCGAACAGGACAAGUUCAGUGUGAAAUGUUCCUGUUAUGAGGGCUGGGAGCUAGAGCCUGACAUGGAGAAUUGCAAAAGCACAGAUCCUUUCAAACCCUUUAUUAUUUUCUCAAACCGCCACGAGAUCCGACGCAUUGAUCUCAAUAAAGGAGAAUUCAGUGUGCUGGUACCAGGACUGAGAAACACCAUCGCCCUGGACUUCCAUCUCAGCCAGAGCGCCCUCUACUGGACCGACGUGGUGGAGGAUAAGAUCUAUCGCGGGAAGCUGUCUGAAAACGGAGCUUUAACCAGCUUCGAUGUGGUGAUCCAGUAUGGACUGGCGACCCCAGAGGGCUUGGCUGUGGACUGGAUAGCCGGAAACAUUUACUGGGUGGAAAGCAACCUGGAUCAGAUAGAGGUGGCCAAGCUGGACGGCACCAUGAGGACCACGCUGCUAGCUGGAGAGGUGGAGCAUCCUCGAGCCAUCGCCUUGGAUCCCCGCGAUGGGAUCCUCUUCUGGACGGACUGGGAUGCCAGCUUGCCCAGGAUUGAAGCAGCAUCCAUGAGUGGAGAAGGCAGGAAGACUAUCCAUAAGGAAACAGGCAACGGCGGCUGGCCAAAUGGACUCACUGUGGAUUAUUUAGAGCGCCGCAUCCUCUGGAUUGAUGCCAGGUCUGAUGCCAUCUAUUCAGCCAAAUAUGACGGUUCUGGACUGAUUGAAGUCCUGAGGGGACACGAGUAUCUGUCACAUCCCUUCGCCGUCACGAUGUACGGAGGAGAAGUUUACUGGACAGACUGGAGGACCAACACACUGGCUAAAGCUAACAAGUGGACAGGAAGUAACGUCACCGUUGUCCAGAGAACCAACACACAACCUUUUGACCUUCAGGUGUAUCAUCCAUCCAGACAGCCACAGGCCCCUAACCCCUGUGCUGCUAAAGAUGGCAAGGAGCCCUGCUCACAUCUCUGCCUCAUCAACUACAAUCAGACUUUCUCAUGUGCCUGCCCUCACCUCAUGAAGCUUGGCCCUGACAGACGCACAUGCUACGAGUCCCGUAAGUUCCUGCUUUAUGCACGCCAGAUCGAGAUCAGAGGGGUGGACAUUGACAACCCCUACUACAACUACAUCAUCUCAUUCACUGUGCCCGACAUUGACAAUGUAACCGUGGUGGACUUUGACGCGUUGGAGCACCGGAUCUACUGGUCAGAUGUUCGCACACAGACCAUCAAGAGAGCUUUUAUCAACGGCACUGGAGUUGAAACAGUCGUCUCUGCUGAUCUCCCCAAUGCUCAUGGCCUGGCUGUGGACUGGGUGUCCAGGAACCUGUUCUGGACAAGUUAUGAUGCCAACAAGAAACAGAUCAAUGUUGCCAGACUUGACGGCUCCUUUAAAAACGCCGUCAUCCAGGGCCUGGACAAACCUCACUGCCUGGUGCUACAUCCAAUACUGGGGAAACUCUACUGGACCGAUGGUGACACCAUCAACAUGGCCAACACUGAUGGCAGCAACAGAAGCGUUCUCUUUGACGAUCAGAAAGGCCCUGUCGGGCUCUCCAUUGACUUUGAAACUGAGCAGCUGUACUGGAUUAGCUCAGGAAACAGCACCAUAAACCGCUGCAAACUGGAUGGUUCUGGACUGGAAGUGCUCGAGGGAGCGAAGGGCAAGCUGACCAAGGCUACUGCUCUGGCAAUCAUGGGGGACAAGUUGUGGUGGGCAGAUCAAGGAACUGACCAGAUUGGAACCUGUGACAAGAAGGAUGGUGGCAACUGGAAAGUCCUGAGAAAUAGCACAUCCCCCAUGAUGCACAUGAAAAUCUACGAUGAAACUGUUCAGAAAGGCACCAAUCUCUGUAGCAAUAACAAUGGAGACUGUUCCCAGCUGUGUCUGCCCACCUCCCCGACCAGCAGAGCCUGCAUGUGCACUGCAGGAUACAGCCUGCGCACAGGCCAACAGUCCUGCGAGGGUGUUGGCUCUUUCCUGCUGUACUCUGUGCAUGAAGGCAUACGUGGUAUUCCUUUGGAUCCAUCAGACAAAUCUGAUGCUUUGGUACCAGUGUCAGGCACAUCUCUCGCUGUGGGCAUAGAUUUCCAUGCUGACAAUGACACUAUCUACUGGGUUGACAUGGGCCUGAGCACGAUCAGUAGGGCCAAGAGGGACCAAACCUGGAGAGAGGAUGUAGUCACCAAUGGCAUUGGCAGGGUGGAGGGUAUCGCUGUGGACUGGAUAGCAGGAAACAUCUACUGGACAGACCAAGGCUUUGAUGUGAUUGAGGUUGCAAGACUCAACGGCUCCUUCCGCUAUGUAGUAAUCUCACAGGGCCUGGACAAACCUCGAGCUAUCACCGUUCACCCUGAGAAAGGCUACCUGUUCUGGACAGAGUGGGGCCAGUACCCCCGUAUCGAACGCUCUCGCCUGGAUGGAUCUCAAAGGGCUAUCCUGGUCAAUUCUAGUAUCAGCUGGCCCAACGGUAUCUCCAUUGACUAUGAGGAGAGUCUGCUGUACUGGUGCGAUGCCAGGACAGACAAAAUCGAGAGAAUUAACCUGGAAACCGGAGAGAACAGGGAAGUGGUGCUGGCCAACAAUAACAUGGACAUGUUCUCAGUGUCAGUGUUUGAGAGCUACAUCUACUGGAGCGACAGGACUCAUGCUAAUGGCUCCAUAAAGCGAGGCAGCAAGGACAACGCCACUGACUCUGUGUCUCUGAGGACUGGCAUUGGGGUGCAGCUUAAAGAUAUUAAAGUUUUCAACAGGGCCAGGCAGCAGGGAACCAACGUGUGCAAGGACAAAAAUGGUGGGUGCCAGCAGCUCUGCCUUUACCGUGGUAAUGGACAGCGCACAUGCGCCUGUGCCCAUGGCAUGCUGGCCGAAGACGGCCGUGGCUGCCGGGACUAUGAUGGCUACCUGCUUUACUCAGAGCGAACCAUACUAAAGAGCGUCCACCUAUCAGAUGAGAACAACCUGAACGCGCCCAUAAAACCAUUUGAGGACCCAGAGCACAUGAAAAACGUCAUAGCGCUCACUUUUGAUUACAGAGGAGGGGGAGGAAAAGGUGCCAACCAAAUAUUCUUCAGUGAUAUUCACUUCGGCAACAUCCAGCGGAUCAGUGAUGACGGAUCAGAUCGAAAGACUGUGGUGGAGAAUGUGGGCUCGGUGGAGGGCUUGGCCUACCACAGGGGCUGGGACAUGCUGUACUGGACCAGCUACACUACUUCAACCAUCACCCGCCACACAGUGGAUCAGAGUCGCUGGGGCGCUGUCGACCGGCACACAGUGGUCACCAUGUCUGGAGAUGACCACCCCAGAGCUUUUGUCCUUGAUGAGUGUCAGAGCCUCAUGUUCUGGACCAACUGGAACGAGCAGUCUCCCAGUAUCAUGCGUGCCACCCUGACUGGUGCCAAUGUCCUUGUCAUCAUUGGCAAUGACAUCAGAACCCCUAAUGGCCUCGCCAUUGACCACCGUGCAGAAAAACUUUACUUCUCUGACGCCACCUUGGACAAGAUAGAGCGCUGCGAGUAUGACGGCACCAGGCGCUAUGUGGUGUUGAAGAAUGAGCCAGUGCACCCAUUUGGCCUGGCUGUGUAUGGGGACUACAUCUUCUGGACUGACUGGGUGAGGAGGGCCGUGCUCCGAGCAGACAAAUACACAGGCGGAGACAUGAAGGUGCUGCGGGCCGACAUACCACAGCAACCGAUGGGCAUCAUUGCUGUGGCCAAUGACACCAACAGCUGUGAGUUCUCUCUGUGCCGUGUCAACAACGGAGGCUGUCAGGACCUGUGCUUGCUGACCUCCGAGGGAAGAGUCAACUGCAGUUGCCGUGGUGACAGGAAGCUUUUGGAAGACAAUACCUGCAUAGCCCUCAACACAACAUGUAACAAUAUCGAUGAGUUUGAGUGUGGAAACGGAGACUGUGUUAACUACACUCUGACUUGUGAUGGCAUGGCCCACUGUAAAGACAAGUCUGAUGAGAAACAUUCCUACUGUGUAAACCGUGUGUGUAAGAAGGGUUAUAGGCGUUGUGUGAACAGUCGCUGUGUCAGGCAUAGCUCCUGGUGCAAUGGGCAGGAUGACUGUGGAGACAACUCUGAUGAAGUCUUCUGUAACACCACACUGUGCUCAGCUGAUCAGUUCCAGUGUAGAGACGGAGGCUGUAUCUCAAACUCCAGCAAGUGUAACCAGAAAGUGGACUGUGAAGAUGCCAGUGAUGAGAUGAACUGCACUGCCACGGACUGUUCCAGCUACUUCCACCUGGGAGUGAAGGGAGUGACAUUUCAGAAGUGUGAGUUCACCACACUCUGCUACGCUCCCUCAUGGCUAUGUGAUGGAGCUAACGACUGUGGAGACUUUUCUGAUGAAAGAAACUGCCCAGGGAGCGGGAAAACAAAGUGCCCCACACCCUUCUUUGCCUGUCCUAGUGGUCGUUGUAUCCCCAUGAGCUGGACUUGUGAUAAGGAGAACGACUGUGAGAACGGAGCAGACGAGGCUCACUGUGAUAAAUUCUGCUCAGCCUCUCAGUUUGAGUGUACAAACCACCGCUGCAUUCCCAACCGCUGGGUUUGUGACGGAGCUGACGACUGUGGGGACAGCAGUGAUGAGGACAGCAAGUGCAAGACCAAAACUUGUAGUCCAGAGGCAUUCCAGUGUCCAGGCUCACACGUGUGUAUUCCUCAGCGCUGGAAGUGUGACGGCGACAAAGACUGUCCUGAUGGGGCUGACGAAAGCGUCAAAGCUGGCUGCAUGUUCAACAACACGUGCAGCAGCAAUGAGUUCAUGUGCCAGAACCAACAGUGCAUCCCCAAGCAUUUUGUGUGUGACCAUGACAACGACUGCAGUGACGGCUCAGACGAGUCCCAGGAGUGUGAAUAUCCUACAUGUGGACCCAAUGAGUUCCGCUGUGCUAAUGGACGCUGCCUCAUCCAGAGUUCAUGGGAAUGUGACGGAGACUUUGACUGCCAUGAUCACUCAGACGAAGCCCCCAAGAACCCUCGAUGCACCAGCACUGAAAAGAAAUGCAACGACACUGCUUAUACCUGCAAUAAUGGAAACUGUGUCAAUGAGACAUUACUCUGUGAUCGACAAGACGACUGUGGCGAUGGCUCAGACGAGCUGAACUGCUUUAUUAACGAGUGUCUGAACAGCAAACUAAGUGGCUGCUCUCAGCUCUGCGAAGACCUCAAGAUUGGCUUCAAGUGCAGAUGCCACCCUGGUUUCCGUCUGAAGGAUGAUGGGAAGACGUGUGUCGACAUAGACGAGUGCACAACCACCUACCCCUGCACGCAGCGCUGCAUCAACACACACGGCAGCUUUCACUGUCUGUGCGUGGAGGGUUUCCAGCUUAGCACUGAAAACCCCACCAUUUGCAAAUCUACCUCUGAGGAGGAACCCUUCCUUAUCUUUGCCAAUCGCUACUACCUGAGAAAGCUCAACUUAGACGGCUCCAACUACACACUGCUCAAACAGGGUUUGAACAAUGCUGUGGCUCUGGACUUUGACUACCGCCAGCAGAUGAUUUAUUGGACGGAUGUGACCACACAAGGCAGUAUGAUCAGACGCAUGCACAUCAACGGCAGUGAUGUACAGGUUCUCCAUCGCACAUCACUCAGCAACCCUGAUGGUCUGGCAGUGGACUGGGUGGGAGGAAACCUGUACUGGUGUGAUAAAGGGCGGGACACCAUUGAGGUUUCAAAGCUGAACGGAGCGUACCGGGCAGUUCUCGUCAACAGUGGACUGAGAGAGCCACGUGCGGUGGCUGUGGAUGUACGCUACGGGUACUUGUACUGGUCAGACUGGGGUGAUAGCCCGCAUAUUGGGAGGAUUGGGAUGGAUGGUACAAACAGAAGUGUCAUUGUGGAGGAUAAAAUCACCUGGCCAAAUGGUCUGACUCUGGACUUUGUCAACGAUCGCAUCUACUGGGCCGACGCUCGAGAGGACUACAUCGCUUUUGCCAGCCUGGAUGGAUCCAACAGACACACAGUCCUGGUCCAGGAUAUCCCCCACAUUUUUGCUAUGACUCUGUUUGAGGAGUACAUCUACUGGACAGACUGGGAGACAAAGUCCAUCAACAGAGCUCACAAAACUUUGGGAAUCAACAAGACUGUGCUGAUCAGCACCUUACACAGACCCAUGGACGUCCACAUUUACCACCCAUACCGCCAGCCUGAAGUGGCUGGCCACCCCUGUCAAAUCGACAAUGGCGGCUGCAGUAACCUGUGUCUGCUCUCACCUGGAGGCGGCUACAAAUGUGCCUGUCCCACAAACUUCUAUUUAGCAGGAGAUGGCAGACAGUGCUUGUCCAACUGCACUGCAAGUCAGUUCGUCUGCAAAAAUGACAAGUGCAUUCCAUUUUGGUGGAAGUGUGACACAGAGGAUGACUGUGGGGACCGCUCAGAUGAGCCAGCAGACUGCCCUGAAUUCAAGUGCAGACCAGGACAGUUCCAGUGUGGUACAGGCAUCUGCACUAACCCUGCCUACAUCUGUGAUGGAGACAACGACUGCCAGGACAACUCUGAUGAGGCCAACUGCGACAUCCAUGUGUGCCUGCCAAGUCAGUUUAAGUGUUCCCACCCAAGUCGCUGCAUCCCUGGCAUCUUCCGCUGCAAUGGACAGGACAACUGUGGCGAGGGCGAGGAUGAGAAAGACUGCCCGGAAGUGACAUGUGCCCCAAACCAGUUCCAGUGUGCUAUCACCAAGCGCUGUAUCCCACGAGUGUGGGUGUGUGACAGGGACAACGACUGUGUGGAUGGAUCUGAUGAGCCUGCCAACUGCACUCAGAUGACCUGUGGGGUGGACGAGUUCCGCUGUAAGGACUCCGGCCGCUGCAUACCCGCACGCUGGAAGUGUGAUGGAGAGGACGACUGCGGAGAUGCUUCAGAUGAACCCAAAGAGGAGUGUGAUGAGCGGACGUGUGAGCCGUACCAGUUCCGCUGUAAGAACAAUCGCUGUGUGCCGGGCCGCUGGCAGUGCGACUAUGACAACGACUGUGGAGAUAAUUCUGAUGAAGACAAGUGUGUGCCACGUCAGUGCUCAGAGAGCGAGUUCGCCUGCACAAACGGGCGCUGCAUUGCCGGACGCUGGAAGUGUGAUGGGGACCAUGAUUGUGCUGAUGGGUCGGACGAGAAUGGCUGUGAUGUGAAGUGUGACAGUGAUCAGUUCCAGUGCAAAAAUGGCCACUGCAUCCCAAUCCGCUGGAGGUGUGAUGCUGACGCUGACUGUGUGGAUGGCAGUGAUGAGGAGAAAUGUGACAGUGGUGUGGGUAGACACUGCCCCCUGGAUGAAUUCCAGUGCAACAACACUCUUUGCAAACCUUUGAGCUGGAGGUGUGACGGCGAGGACGACUGUGGAGACAACUCAGAUGAGAAUCCAGAGGAGUGUGCUAAAUUCCAGUGUCCACCAACAAGGCAGUUUCGCUGUCAUAAUGAUCGUGUAUGUCUGCCAUUAUCAAAGCGCUGUGAUGGUGUCAACAACUGUGGAGACAACAGCGAUGAAACCAACUGCCAGCUGCCUCCCUCUAAACCAAUAUGUCAAAAAGACGAGUUCCAGUGCGCCAAUGGUCGUUGCAUCAGCUCCGUGCUUCGCUGCAACUACUUCAACGACUGUGAGGACUAUGGUUCUGAUGAAAUCAACUGCAACAAGAAGGAUACGGAGCUGAAUGACUGCCGUAGCAACAGGACAGUGUGUGGAGACGGAGAUGAAGCUCACUGCGUGGUGAACGGCACAGACUCAUUCUGCUCCUGCAAACCUGGCUUCCAGUCCAAUGGGCGCAACAGAUGUGAAGAUAAGAAUGAGUGUAAGCAGUUUGGUAUCUGUUCCCACAUCUGCAACAACACCAAGGGUUCCCACAAGUGCAGCUGCCACAAGUACUUCAUCAGGAUCAACGACACCUGCAAAGCUGAUGCUCCCAGACAAGUGCUCUACAUUGCUGAUGACAACGAGAUCCGCAGCCUCGACCCUUCAAUGCCUAACUGGCGCUAUGAGCAGAUCUUCCAGGGUGACGCCAAUGUGCGCAUUGAUGCUAUGGAUCUACAUGUCAAGACCAACCGCAUCUACUGGACAAACUGGCACACAGGACGCAUUUCAUCCUAUGAUCUACCUUCAUCUUCCUCCUCACCAAAUAGCAACCGUAACCGUCGGCAAAGUGACUCCAGGGUUACUAACGUGGAGAUUCCUGAUCUGAAGAUGCCCCGGGGCAUUGCUGUGGACUGGGUCGCAGGGAACUUAUACUGGACUGACUCUGGUCGAGAUGUCAUCGAGGUUGCCCAGCUAGGUGGAGGACGGCAUCGAAAAACUCUGAUCUCAGGCAUGAUCGAUGAGCCUUAUGCCAUUGUAGUGGACCCCCAGAGAGGGAAAAUGUACUGGGCAGACUGGGGGAACCAUCCAAAGAUUGAAACAGCUGCUAUGGACGGGACCAUGAGAGAGACGCUGGUUGAGGAAAACAUCCAGUGGCCAACUGGUCUAGCGGUGGACUACUUUAAUGAGCGUCUGUACUGGGCUGAUGCUAAACUCUCCCAGAUCUGCAGUGUGAGGCUGAAUGGCAGCGAUGCAGUCGUGGCUGUGAACAGCAUCAACAACAAACUAAAUCACCCAUUCAGCAUUGAUGUGUUUGAGGACUUCAUCUAUGGCGUCACCUACACCAACAACUAUGUCUUCAGAGUGAACAAGUUUGGUAAAGGUCCCAUUGAGAACCUGACCACUGGAAUGAACCACGCCACAGAUAUAGUCCUGUACCACCGCUACAAACAACCUGAGAUGACUAAUCCUUGUGACAGGAAGAAAUGUGAGUGGCUGUGUUUGUUGAGCCCCAGCGGACCUGUCUGCAUCUGUCCUAAUGGGCGCACGCUGGACAACGGCACAUGUGUGGAGCUGCCCCCUCCCACUCUGUCUCCUAUCUCGCCCCCAAGUGGCCCCUGCUUGGUGCAGUGUAUGAACGGUGGCAGCUGUUUCCUGAACGCACACAAGCAGUCUAAGUGUCGCUGCCAGCCAAACUAUGGAGGAGAUCGAUGUGAGAUUGAUCAGUGCAGAGACUACUGCAAGAAUGGAGGCACAUGCACACCCUCCCCAACCGGUUCUCCUACCUGUCGAUGCCUUAUUGGUUUUACAGGACAUAACUGUAACCUACGCACCUGCAAGGAUUACUGCAAAAAUGGAGGCAACUGCACAGUCAGUGCAGGAAACCAGCCAACCUGCCGCUGCCCUGCAGACUUCCAGGGUGACCAAUGCCAAUACAGGAGCUGUGAAGAUUACUGCCAGAACAAAGGGACGUGUCUGCAGAGGGAAAAUGGCUCCAAACUGUGUCGCUGUCUGCCUCAGUACACAGGCAGCAAGUGUGAGGUCGACAAGUGUCACUACUGUCGAGACGGAGAGUGUAUCCCCAGCAAUAGUUUUACAUCUACAGGAGAUUUCACCUGCCGCUGCUCGAAUGGGAGAAUCCAGCCCAGCUGUUACACGUGUGAUACAAAUGAGUACUGUGCAAAUGGCCAGUGCUCCAUUAACCCUCUAACGUGGCUUCCAGAGUGCAAAUGUUCACCAGGAUGGGAAGGGCUUCGCUGUGAGUCUGUAGCCAGCACUGGUGUUGAACCAGGUUCAGGUGGACGAACAGCCUCCAUCGUAAUCCCAGUCCUGCUGCUGUUGCUGCUGAUUCUUCUAGCUGCAGGGGCAUUGUUCUGGUACAGAAGACGGAUCAGAGGGGCUAAAGGCUUCCAGCACCAAAGGAUGACCAACGGGGCUAUGAAUGUUGAGAUCGGGAACCCCGCCUACAAGAUCUACGAGGGCGAACCUGAUGACGAUGCAGGGGAGCUGCUAGAUGUGGACUUCACGCUUGACCCAGACAAGCCCACAAACUUUACAAACCCAGUUUAUGCCACUCUGUACAUGGGAGCUCAGAACAGUCGCAACUCUCUGGCCAGCACAGACGAGAAGAAGGAGCUGUUAUCACGUGGAGAUGAGGAGCCCCUCGUGGACCCCCUGGCAUAGACUGUCCAUAGGCCUGAAUCACAAUAUUCCAAACACAUCCCUUUUCUUGCCUUUGAAAACAAAAAAGAAGAAAAAAUGAAGAAAAAAAUCUUUAAAAAGUGUGAGAGAAAAUUGAUAAAAAGUGUGAACACUGUAUAAAAUGUACAAAAAUGAAGGACUACUUUUGUAUGUGAUUGCAGUAUUAUAUUUUGUUCUUUUGAGAUUCCUCUGGUCAAAAAUGAAUAACAUUUUCUAUGAGAGAUUUUUAAUUUACACUUUGUCCCUUACCCUUUACCUAAAUAGCCACUACCUCUGUGCAAAAUGAAAUGGAAACAAGAAAAAAUCUGAAGAAAAGAUGCUAUCAUUGGAGCAAUUUUAAUUUUUUAUUUUUGUAUGAAUUGUAUAGAAAAGAAAAAAACAUUGUUCCAUUUCACCAGUGCCAACUGUUUGUUGUUUGUGUUGACUUUGAGCGGGAAAGGUAAAACUCAAAGUUUUCUAAAAAUCGGUACAUAUGUUGUCUCGCUGGGUUUCUUAGCGAGAUUGUGUGACAGAUUUGUGAUAGCACCGUUUGUGUAUAGCACAUGUACAAUGUCAAUACCAGAUGGCAACUACAGUAUUUCCACAAUUUUUUUCUCAGAGAACAAUGUUCAUGAAAUGAUUGUGUUGUUGUCUUCCUUGCACAGGAUACAUACUUUACGGUAAAGUGUAUACUGUUGGCUUUAUACCGUGAGAUGUAGAACAGGUAUGUUUGUUUUUAUCACGUUGUGUGACAGGUUGGAGCUUGCGUUGCUAAAGAGAGUGAGUGGUGAUUUGAGAUGAUGGAGAUUGAGGAAGUUGGUUAUGGGUCAAACAUUCCAGGCAGAGAUUAUACACGUGUGGAGAAGGGUGGCUGAUUAGAGGAGGUCCACAGCAGAUACUAAACUCUGAUGGACAGUGUCCAACCUGCAAAAGGCUCUUCCUCUGAAAGGAAGUAGAAGCUGCAGAUCCGAUAAAACAGAAGGUAAAUAUAGAUCCAGAAGGUUACUUUUGGUUGUCUUUUAUUUCUCCUGUCCUUUUCCUUUUUUAAAAACCAGAUAACAUCUGGCUUUGUGACUUCAUUUAUCUUUCUACCUUUUGAGGAGCAAUGUCUAUACAUCCACAGUUUUUGUAAUGACUCAGUCUUAAGAUCAUCAUGUUCAUUCUUUAGUGUCUUUCUAAUCUUGUUCUCUUUUCUCUGUGCCCUGCUGCUGCUAAUGCUACCAUUCUGGUCGCUCUGACACGUCCUUACGCUCAGCCUCUGUCCCAAAAUGCUGCUUCUGUCAGAAAUGUGUCAGCCAUAUCUUAAUGCAUGUGAACAGUAACACCAAUCUCUAAUGUAACUACGAUAACAAGUUUUUAUUUUGCUUACCUGUCAGCAAGUGUUAUUUUAUGCUGUUGUAUAUGUUUUGUCUUUAAUUGAGAGAUAAGUACAAUCAUUUUACUUAAAGAACAUUUUUGCAAAAUCAUACAUGCAUUUUCAAAAUUCUUUUUUCUGAUUAGUCCUUGUUUUGUUUUUUAAUGAAAAAUGACACAUAGCUUUUAUAGUACACAAUGCAUGGAGGCUCAGUCUUUCUUCUGGAAAGAGAAUAAUGUUUAAUUUUUGCUGGAGUACUUUACAAACUAAAUAACAGAUAUUGUUAUAAAUAAAGUUUUAAAAAAUUGUACAGAAAA
Messenger RNA from Cheilinus undulatus (humphead wrasse), 15828 nucleotides. Its product is annotated as low-density lipoprotein receptor-related protein 1-like. Gene Ontology annotation, molecular function: protein binding; calcium ion binding. The transcript has 89 exons. Bases 484 to 14160 code for a protein of 4558 amino acids. NCBI's taxonomy places the organism in Eukaryota, Metazoa, Chordata, Actinopteri, Labriformes, Labridae. The record is from RefSeq and is a predicted model, not a curated record.